Messenger RNA from Phyllopteryx taeniolatus (common seadragon), 2122 nucleotides. It is a transcript of the gene th, whose product is annotated as tyrosine hydroxylase. The record is from RefSeq and is a predicted model, not a curated record. Bases 47 to 1525 code for a protein of 492 amino acids. Gene Ontology annotation, molecular function: iron ion binding; tyrosine 3-monooxygenase activity. Gene Ontology annotation, cellular component: cytoplasm; axon; perikaryon. Gene Ontology annotation, biological process: dopamine biosynthetic process from tyrosine. The transcript is spliced from 13 exons. NCBI's taxonomy places the organism in Eukaryota, Metazoa, Chordata, Actinopteri, Syngnathiformes, Syngnathidae.
GGAAAAAGACAAAAAAGAAGAAGAAGACAAGAGAAACUCUGACGAGAUGCCACAUUCGAGCAGCUCCACGUCGUCCUCUAAGAGCAUCCGCAGAGCAGCAUCCGAGCUCGAGAGGUCGGACUCCAUCACGUCGCAACGCUUCCCGGGAAGACGGCAGAGCUUGAUCGACGACGCGCGCAAGGACCGCGAGGCGGCCGCCGCUGCCGCCGCUGCGGCCGAGGCUGCGGAGGCCGGCGAGCGGAUCGUGUUCGAAGAGGACGACGGCAAAGCCCUCGUCAACCUCUUUUUCACGUUGGCCGCCAACAAGACGCCUGCGCUGUCGAGGACCCUUAAAGUGUUUGAGACGUUUGAAGCCAAGAUCCAUCAUCUGGAAACGCGGCCGUGCCGCAAGCCGAAGGACAGCCUGCACAGCCUGGAGUAUUUCGUCCGCUGCGAGGUGCACCUCUCGGACGUCGCUACUCUCGUCAGCUCCAUCCGAAGAAAUGCAGACGACGUCAAGACCACCAAGGAAGUCAAAUUUCACUGGUUUCCAAAGAAAAUAGCAGACUUGGAUAAAUGUCACCAUCUGGUCACCAAAUUUGAUCCUGACUUUGAUCAUGAUCAUCCUGGCUUCACAGACCCAGUCUACAGACAGAGGAGGAAAAUGAUCGGAGACAUUGCCUUUGGAUACAGACACGGAGAGCCGAUUCCCACAGUGGAAUAUACAGACGAGGAGAUUGGCACUUGGACGGAAGUCUACACAACACUGAGGGACUUGUACUCCACCCACGCCUGCACGGAGUACCUUGAGUCAUUCCGUCUCCUUGAAAGGCAUUGCGGGUACAGUCCAAGCAACAUUCCUCAGCUGGAAGACGUGUCUCGCUUCCUUCGAGAACGCACUGGCUUCCUGUUGCGUCCGGUGGCAGGUCUCCUCUCGGCUCGAGAUUUCCUGGCCAGUUUGGCAUUCCGGGUGUUUCAGUGCACCCAGUACAUCCGACAUGGCUCCGCUCCGAUGCAUUCCCCAGAGCCUGACUGUGUCCACGAGCUUUUAGGCCAUGUCCCGAUGCUGGCGGACCGCACAUUUGCACAGUUUUCCCAGAAUCUUGGCCUGGCAUCGCUGGGUGCUUCAGAUGAAGAUAUUGAGAAACUGUCCACACUCUACUGGUUCACUGUGGAGUAUGGCUUGUGCAAACAAAAUGGUGAAGUGAGGGCCUAUGGUGCAGGGCUACUUUCUUCUUAUGGAGAACUUGUGCAUUCUCUAUCCGAUGAACCGGAGAUAAGGGAGUUUGAUCCAGAAGCUGCGGCAGCGCAGCCCUACCAAGACCAGACGUACCAGCCCGUCUACUUCAUUUCGGAGAGUUUUUCAGAUGCAAAGGAGAAAUUCAGGGCAUAUGUCGCUGGCAUCCACCGCCCCUUCUCCGUGAUGUUUGAUCCAUACACCAGUAGCAUCGAGGUCCUGGACAACCCCUUGAAGAUCCAAGGAGGCCUGGAAGGAGUGAAGGAUGAACUGAAGAUGCUGACAGAUGCUCUCAGUGUUUUGUCUUGAACGUUGCCUAUUUAACUGGUUGUCCUCCCACGCCACCUUGCCGUUGUUCGCUUGCUCUCUCGUCUCUGCUGUGCUCUGCAACACUCGAAGUGCGCCGGGGACUUCUCGUUCUUGCGCCUCCACCUUGAUGCCGUUUCGAAUGAAUUGUCAUCUCCUUGUCGCUGGCUAAAAAAAGACUGCAACCGUUUAAACCUCAAUGUCGAUAUUUAAGAUGUUCAUUGCCUUUCUGGGUGUAGAGGCAAGUGUGGCCAUACAGGCUGUUUAAAAUAAUAAUAAUAAGAAGAAGAAUGAAAAAAAGUGUGUCUUGUUAAAAAUAAAAUGAAAUGCAAACCAAAAUCAAAUAUAUGUAUAUAAAAGAAGAGUAUGGUUUGAUUAUUUUAAAAUCAACAGCAUGAACAUACAUAUCUAAUUGGGUAAGUUGAGACUGUAUAUAUUAAAAUCGUAUAAAAUUGGAUCAUCUGUCUGCUAUAUGACAAAUGUUGCUUGUGAAUUAAGUAUUUUGUCUGUUGUUAUUUAAAACUCACCAUGUAUUUUUGUUCUAUUUAUGUGCUGCAGUGUCAAUGCAUGAUCAAGAAAAUAAAUCCACCUGUCAGAUGA